CAAAGACAGCGACAGUCGCCAAACGAAGGCCGCUUUUGCAACCGCAGCACAGGGGCGCGGCGCGAUCCACGGCGCGAGGACCGGCGGUGGCGAACGUGAAUGGCUCUUGGAUCCGCGCAGGCGCCUCUCGCGGCCGUGGCCGCCACGUCGGGCGAGAGCGUGAGAAGACGGGCGGGUGAUGCCGUAAGAGGGAGGAGCAGCGCCAACGGGGACGCCGCGAGCUCCAUGGGUUCCCUUUACGAGUUCCGGAACGGGAGAGGGGAGAUCGAGAUGAAUGGGAGCGGCAGCGUCAAGCAAUCUCCGCCGCCGCUGCUGCAGCAGAGCGGCACGCCGAAGCUGCUCACGCUGCCGACGGUUCUCACGAUCGGCCGGGUUGCUGCCGUCCCCCUUCUCGUGAGCACUUUCUACGUGGAUGGUUGGUGGGCAACAACUGCUACAACAGGCAUCUUUCUUCUCGCAGCACUUACAGAUUGGCUAGAUGGCUAUAUUGCACGAAAGAUGAGACUGGGAACUGCAUUUGGUGCAUUUUUGGAUCCUGUAGCUGACAAGCUUAUGGUUUCUGCCACGUUGGUUUUGUUGUGCACCAAACCUUUGAAAUGUGCUGUAUUUUGGGAUGUUCCAUGGCUUCUGGCAGCACCUUCAAUCACCAUUAUUGGUAGAGAGAUAACUAUGUCAUCAGUUAGAGAGUGGGCUGCAUCCCAGAAUGGCAGAGCUCUUGAGGCAGUAGCAGUAAAUAGUUUUGGGAAAUGGAAAACAGCAACACAAAUGAUUGCACUGACUGUUCUUCUUGCUAGUAGAGAUCCCAGACUUGCAGCGAUGACUGGUUUGGUUGCUGCCGGUGUUGUCCUGCUUUACAUUUCAGCUGGGCUUGCUGUAUGGUCACUAGUUGUGUACAUGAAAAAGAUAUGGAGAUUAUUGCUGAAGUAGUUUAUUUCCAGCUAUAUUUGGCACAAGAACACAAUGGCCAGGACCAUAUACAAGGACAACAGGGAUUUAGAUGGUCUCCCUGCACUAUUCAUCCAGUUGUAUUUGAGUUAUGGAAAGCAUGUGGUUAGCAGAUGGAAUGCAAGCAUAAUUGUUUUAUGUAGAGGUAGAUAAAGAUUAAGAUAAGGCAUUUCCAUGCCUGAUUAUGUUAGGUUUGAGCAUCAGAUGUUUCAGUCACUGCUGGAGAUGCUGUCUUCUCAUCUUUCCUUCAGAAGCUUACUAUGGGAAAUAUAUGGAGUGAUGGUUACAGCCAUUCAUGGAUCAUCAGGAGUAACAACAAAUGUCUAAAUCAGAUAGAUGUUGCUGUAUCAUUUUGCCAAAUGGUCAUAACUCUCAUGAGAUUCAAUUGACAGUGAGUUAUCCCACUGAGUGAUUGUAUAUGACUUCAUAAUGAACAGAGAUUUAGGUUGUUAAAGGUUUGCAAUCACUAAGUCAAAGUAUUUUAGAAACUUA
Messenger RNA from Musa acuminata subsp. malaccensis (wild Malaysian banana), 1437 nucleotides. RefSeq names its product CDP-diacylglycerol--glycerol-3-phosphate 3-phosphatidyltransferase 2. Gene Ontology annotation, molecular function: CDP-diacylglycerol-glycerol-3-phosphate 3-phosphatidyltransferase activity. Gene Ontology annotation, biological process: glycerophospholipid biosynthetic process. Gene Ontology annotation, cellular component: chloroplast envelope; mitochondrion; membrane. Lineage: Eukaryota; Viridiplantae; Streptophyta; Magnoliopsida; Zingiberales; Musaceae. The record is from RefSeq and is a predicted model, not a curated record.